Molecule: messenger RNA, 2699 nt
Organism: Populus euphratica (Euphrates poplar)
Lineage: Eukaryota; Viridiplantae; Streptophyta; Magnoliopsida; Malpighiales; Salicaceae
Product: probable LRR receptor-like serine/threonine-protein kinase At4g30520
Exons: 11
Coding region: 533-2446 (637 amino acids)
Biological process (GO): protein phosphorylation
Molecular function (GO): protein kinase activity; protein binding; ATP binding
Source: RefSeq, a predicted model, not a curated record
AAUAACUUCUACUCACUAAAAGAAAACAAAUGUUCUUCAAAAUUAUUGUUUUACUUUUAAGGGUUCAUGAGUGGCAUCACAAUUGGUUUUUGAUUCUCUGAGACUAUACCUCCUCCAUGUCUUGGGUGCAACAAGUGAAAAAUGAAAAGACGGAGAUAAGCCAAUCUUUUUGACAGUACCAUGCCAUCCCCUCCCUCUCAAUUUCUGCACUCUCCAGCCUGACAACCUGUAUCACCCAACUCACACCUGGUUCCUUCCCUCUACUUGCAACUUUCUCUCUCUCUCGUUCUCUCUCUCUCCCCCCCUCUUACAAGACCAAAAGCAACAAGAAAAGAUACUACUCAUGGAGAGAGAAAAGUAAAGGAUGGUGUUGUUUGUUAAAAGAUGGUGACAAAAAAGAGAUGAAAGUAAAAAGAAAAAAAUUAUAGUAGCCGCUGUAGUAUAUUGUUUCAUAACUUACAUUUGCCCCACUCACAAUUUUAGGCUCUCUUUGUUAGACAUGUUCAUGACUAGAAUUAUUGGCUAACUAGUUAUGGCUUUCAAGCUGUUGCAUCUCUCUUUCUUCUCUCUCUUUUUAGCUAAACUGUCUCUUUCAUAUGAACCUAGAAACCAUGAAGUGGAGGCUUUGAUAGGUAUAAGGGAAGCUUUACAUGAUCCACAUGGAGUGUUAAGCAACUGGGAUGAGGAUUCUGUUGAUCCUUGUAGCUGGGCUAUGAUCACUUGCUCUCCUGAAAAUCUUGUUAUUGGCUUGGGGGCUCCAAGCCAGUCUCUCUCUGGUUUUCUGUCCGGAACCAUAGGAAAUCUCACUAAUCUUCGCCAAGUGUUGUUGCAAAACAAUAACAUCUCUGGUCAAAUUCCGCCAGAGCUUGGCACUCUCUCAAAACUUCAGACUUUGGAUCUCUCUAACAACAGGUUCUCUGGUGGGGUACCAGAGUCUCUUGGCCAAUUAAAUAGUCUCCAAUACCUGAGGCUAAACAACAACAGCUUGUCUGGGCCUUUUCCUGUGUCUUUGGCCAAAAUCCCACAGCUUGCUUUCUUGGACCUGUCUUAUAACAACAUCAGUGGACAUGUGCCCAAGUCCCCUGCUAGAACAUUCAAUGUUGUGGGUAAUCCAAUGAUUUGUGGAAGCGGCUCUAUUGAAGGGUGCUCUGGAUCAGCCAAUGCUGGUCCUCUUUCUUUCUCUCUUGGUUCAUCACCCGGUAAGCAUAAACCCAAAAAAUUAGCAAUUGCACUUGGGGUUAGUCUCAGUCUUGUAUCUCUCUUCCUCCUAGCACUUGGAAUCCUUUGGUUCCGGGGGAAACAAAAAGGCCAAAUGAUACUUCACAUUAGUGACAAUCAAGAAGAGGAGCUAAUUAGCCUAGGAAAUCUCCGGAACUUCACUUUCAGAGAGCUUCAAAUUGCUACUGACAACUUCUGCUCAAAGAACAUUCUUGGUGCUGGAGGUUUUGGCAAUGUGUACAAGGGAAAGCUAGGAGAUGGGACCAUGGUGGCUGUGAAACGGCUAAAGGAUUUGACUGGAACUGCUGGGGAAUCACAGUUUCGAACGGAACUGGAGAUGAUCAGCCUUGCAGUUCACCGCAAUUUGCUGCGGUUGAUUGGAUAUUGUGCCUCUCAUAAUGAGAGGCUUUUGGUUUAUCCUUACAUGUCUAAUGGCAGCGUGGCUUCAAGGCUUAGAGUGAAACCUGCACUGGACUGGAACACUAGGAAGAGGAUAGCAAUAGGAACUGCCAGGGGUCUUCUGUAUCUACACGAGCAAUGCAACCCUAAGAUAAUUCAUAGGGAUGUAAAGGCUGCUAAUGUGCUUCUUGACGAAUUCUGUGAGGCUGUGGUUGGUGAUUUUGGCCUUGCCAAACUUUUAGACCAUGCUGAUUCCCAUGUCACUACUGCUGUCCGUGGCACUGUUGGGCACAUAGCACCAGAGUACCUAUCCACUGGUCAGUCAUCUGAGAAAACCGAUGUUUUUGGAUUUGGCAUUCUCUUGAUAGAGCUUAUUACUGGAAUGAGAGCUCUUGAAUUUGGCAAAACUGUUAAUCAGAAAGGAGCUAUGCUUGAAUGGGUGAAGAAGGUACAACAAGAGAAGAAAAUGGAAGAGUUGGUGGACAAAGAGCUGGGGAGCAAUUUCUGUCGCAUUGAGGUGGGGGAGAUGUUACAAGUGGCGCUUCUCUGCACUCAAUUCCUCCCAGCUCACCGUCCCAAAAUGUCAGAAGUGGUCCGGAUGCUUGAAGGUGAUGGUCUCGCCGAGAAAUGGGUUGCAGCACACAGUCAUUAUAAUCCCACAAUGAGCCUCUCCCGUCCUAACAACAAUAACAAUAGCACUACCUCUGCUUCAAAACAUGAUGAAAGUGGUCCUAAUCGUUCCAGCAGCAUGUUUAGAACUACAAUGGAUGAGGAUGAGGAUGAGCACUCUUUGGAUUCCUAUGCAAUGGAACUCUCUGGUCCAAGAUAAACAGGAAAGAAUUAAGAAAAGCGAAAUUUGAACAAACAGGAAAAUGAUUCUUUUCUUCAAGUAAUUCUUUACAACUAGAAGCUGUCUUUUGUUCAAGAAAUAUAUAGGUUUACUUUCUCUCUGUUAACUGUCUUUUUUGAGUUUUUUUAGCUUCAUGGAAAUGUAAUGUACAUAUCCCUUUUCUAACCGAACUGAAAGAAUCUCAUUAUAUGGGUUGGGGUCCAAUAGUAUUUACGAAAGAAAGAAAGUUUGG